AUGGUGAAGUUCUCAAAGGAGCUAGAAGCUCAAUUGAUACCGGAAUGGAAGGAAGCAUUUGUGAACUAUUGGCAGCUAAAGAAACAGAUAAAGAGAAUCAAGAUGUCAAAAACUCCAAACCAAAACCACCACAAAAAUGAUGGAAAUUCCAUUUUUGAUUCUAUUUGCUUUAUUGCCAAGAAAAUCUCCCUCAAUCUCUCACAUGGUUCUGACCAUGAUAACACCAAUAUCAUUAAGGUGAGGAAGAAAACCAUAAACAACGGUGGAGAAGAGAUAUACGAAACCGAGCUUGUCCAGUUAUUUUCUGAAGAGGAUGAGGUACGUGUGUUUUUUCUGAAGCUUGAUGAGGAGUUAAAUAAAGUGAAUCAAUUUUACAUUAAGCAAGAGAGUGAAUUUCUUGAGAGAGGAGAAACCUUAAACAAACAACUUCAAAUUUUACUAGACUUAAAGAAAAUUAUCAAUGAUAAGCAAAGGAAAAAUUAUCCGACGAAAAAGACAAAUAAUGCUGAGACUUUCUCUCGUUCUCCAGCAAGAGAUUAUAAUUUUUCAGAAAGUUUUGGAGAUUCGGAUGAAACGAAUUCAGAAAUUUCCCAACAUGAUGAGGUUAUAGCAAGUUUAGAGAAAAAUGGUGUAAGUUUUGUGAAUUCAGCAACUAGGACAAAAACAAAGAAGGGAAAGCCUAAAAUGGCGAUGAGAAUCGAUACUCCGGCGACGAAUGCAACCGGAGCGAUUACGGUUAUUACAAGCAUGCUUUGGGAGGAUCUAGUGAACAAUCCAAGUGGAGAUUUUGUUCACAAGAAAAAAAUUCAAUGUGCUGAGAAAAUGAUCAGAAGUGCAUUUGUUGAGCUCUAUAGAGGCCUUGGUUUACUCAAAACAUACAGUACACUAAAUAUGGUAGCAUUUUCGAAAAUACUAAAGAAAUUUGAUAAGGUGUCAUGUCAAAAAGCUUCAUCAAAUUAUUUAAAAGAAGUGAAGAGAUCUCAUUUUGUUAGCUCUGAUAAGGUUGUUAGGUUAAUGGACGAAGUGGAAUCAAUAUUCACAAAGCAUUUUGCCAACAAUGACAGGAAAAGGGCUAUGAAGUUUUUAAGACCCAAACAAAAUAAAGAUUCACAUAUGGUUACUUUUCUUGUCGGUUUAUCUACAGGUUGCUUUGUGUCAUUGUUUUGCGUUUAUGCAAUUUUGGCUCAUUUGUGCUCGAUAUUCUCUCCUAAUAACGAGUCAGCUUACAUGAAAAAUGUCUAUCCAGUUUUCAGUGUGUUUGCACUGUUAAGCCUGCACGUGUUUAUGUAUGGAUGUAAUCUAUACAUGUGGAAGAGAACCCGAAUCAAUUACAAUUUCAUAUUUGAAUUCUCUCCGAAAACAUCACUUAAACAUAUAGAUUCAUUUUUGAUAUGCACUACUUUAAUGACGACGGUGGUUGGAGCAAUGGUUGUGCAUCUUCUUUUAAGGGCUGCAGGAUUUUCUCCCAGCCAAAUUGAUGCACUCCCUGGAGUUUUACUUCUGAUUUUCAUAGCUUUGCUCUUUUGUCCACUUGAUAUCUUUUAUCGUCCAACACGUUACUGUUUCAUUCGUGUUAUUCGCAACAUAAUGUGCUCUCCAUUUUAUAAGGUUCUGUUGGUAGAUUUUUUUAUGGCUGACCAAUUAACUAGUCAGAUUCCAUUGCUAAGACAUUUGGAAACUACAAGUUGUUACCUUUCGAGCAAAGUUUUCAAAACACACCACCCCGAAACAUGUCAUUCGGGAAGGUCCUAUAUAGAAAUUACUUAUUGCAUCUCAUUUUUGCCAUAUAUUUGGCGUGUAUUGCAAUGUGCGAGAAGGUGGUACGACGAUCACGAUGUGAAUCAUUUGGCUAACAUGGGAAAGUAUGUUUCCGCGAUAUUGGCCGCAGGGGCUAGAGUAACAUACAAUAGACAAAGUGAUCAUCUAUGGUUUGCAAUGGUCUUAAUUACUUCUGUGGUCGCAACAAUUUAUCAAUUGUAUUGGGAUUUUGUCAAGGAUUGGGGGUUCUUAAAUCCUAAAUCGAGAAAUCCGUGGCUUAGAGAUGAUUUGGUUUUAAAGAGAAAAAGCAUAUACUAUAUGUCAAUGGUCUUAAACAUUGUUUUGAGGGUGACAUGGGUGGAGGCUAUCAUGCCUUUUAAAGUCGGGCCUGUUGAGUCGCGACUGCUAGAAUUCUUGUUGGCAGCACUUGAAGUUAUCCGAAGAGGUCAUUGGAAUUUUUACAGGUUGGAAAAUGAGCAUCUAAACAAUGUUGGCCAUUAUCGAGCAGUGAAGACGGUACCGUUACCAUUUCGUGAGACAGAUUCGGAUUAUUGA
Lathyrus sativus (Indian pea) is the source of this 2313-nucleotide messenger RNA. Lineage: Eukaryota; Viridiplantae; Streptophyta; Magnoliopsida; Fabales; Fabaceae. The record is from the annotation of a GenBank genome assembly.